This is a messenger RNA of Annulohypoxylon truncatum, 1302 nucleotides long. RefSeq lists its product as uncharacterized. The record is from RefSeq and is a predicted model, not a curated record. Bases 1 to 1302 code for a protein of 433 amino acids. The transcript has 3 exons. NCBI's taxonomy places the organism in Eukaryota, Fungi, Ascomycota, Sordariomycetes, Xylariales, Hypoxylaceae.
AUGUGGUUGAUUCGCAUUGCCAGCAUAGCGGCAGCGCUGUUCAUCACUGUGGGCGGAUUUACUAUUCCGCAAUCAUGCCCAGGCAUUCCAUCUCCCCAUUACCCGUUUGAGCUCGCCAAAGAUUGGAAGGCAGCCAAAGUAGCAGACGGGUUGCAUUCUCCUCGCGGAUUGGCCUUAGAUGGCGAGGGUCGCCUCCUUAUCGUGGAAGAGGGCAUGGGAAUCAGCCAACACACGGUCGACACCAAUGGUUGCAUCACGUCGUCGCGCGUUCUCAUAUCCAUGCCCGCCUUGAACCAUGGUAUCUACAUGGGAAGUGAUGGAGGCGCAUUGUACGCCAGUUCAGCGGCUACCGUGUUUAGAUGGACGUACGAUCCGAAAAGCGGCAAUACGAGCGGUUCGCCAGUUACCAUAAUCACAGGAAUGGCUAACGAAGACCACGUCUCGAGAACAUUGAUUAUCCCGCCUACUCGCCCGGAUUUGCUAGUUGUCUCUCGUGGUUCGAAUAGCAACUUAGAUUAUGCGACUAUAAAUCCAGCAACAGCGCGGUCAAUCGUCAAGGUAUUUGAUAUCAUGAAAGUGCCCAAUGGGGGGUAUGACUACGCUAAAGAUGGCUGGAACGCGGGAUACGGGCUGCGAAACGACGUCGGACUGGCCUUUGACGGAAAUAACAUGCUCUGGAGUGUAGAAAAUAGCGCCGACCAGCUCAUGCGCGAAGUUAACGGCGUAACCACGGACAUUCACAUGGACAAUCCAGCAGAAAAACUGAACUUUCUCGGUGAUAUAGCGACCCCUAACAAUGCCUGGUAUGGUUAUCCUGCCUGUUUCGCGGUCUGGCGCCCUGACCCAGCUAUUGUCGACGGCACCACCAUGCACGAAGUUGGCGUGGGUCAACAGUUCGCCCUGGCGCCAAAUAAUACCUUCAACGAUACAACAUGCGCCUCCUUGGCGAGGCCGCCGCGUCUCGUAUUUGAAGCGCAUACAGCACCGCUUGAUGCCAAGUUCGAUAUGCCCAGGUACGAGAACAUGUUCGUCACGUUCCACGGUAGCUGGGACCGCAAUCCGCCUGUGGGAUACAAGUUAGUCGCGGUACCGUUCACCCGUAUUACUCAAGGCGGUUAUGAGCCUGUGGCGCCGGCUAACAGCAACGCUGGAUAUUUCGAUAUCUUCUACCCGCCCGAUGAAGGAAAGUGUUCGUCGUCCACCUGCGCGCGACCAGUCGGUUUAGUUUUCGACACGGUAGGACGCUUAUAUAUGACGAGUGAUACGUCUGGGGAGGUGUUUAUGCUUGGUAGAAGCGGUUAA